AUGGAGUCCGCAAUAGACUCUGUUCUCGAAGGCCUAUCGAAAGCAGACAAUGUUAAGGGUGUCUUAGUUGCUGACGGAAACGGUCUUUGCAUCGGAGCAAGAGGAAUAGCAAACCCAAGCUUAUCUGGGUAUGUCGUAGCCGUCGCUGAACAGGCUAAAGACCUUGCCGAUGUGUCGUCUGAACUGCCGGUUGUUAAAAUAGAAUCCGAAACUGCGUAA
Messenger RNA from Paraglomus occultum, 219 nucleotides. Lineage: Eukaryota; Fungi; Glomeromycota; Glomeromycetes; Paraglomerales; Paraglomeraceae. The record is from the annotation of a GenBank genome assembly.